Molecule: messenger RNA, 5329 nt
Organism: Carassius gibelio (silver crucian carp)
Lineage: Eukaryota; Metazoa; Chordata; Actinopteri; Cypriniformes; Cyprinidae
Gene: mllt10
Product: MLLT10 histone lysine methyltransferase DOT1L cofactor
Exons: 21
Coding region: 520-3732 (1070 amino acids)
Biological process (GO): regulation of transcription by RNA polymerase II
Cellular component (GO): nucleus
Molecular function (GO): nucleosome binding; histone binding
Source: RefSeq, a predicted model, not a curated record
UGUAUGCACCAUUUGCCUUUAUCUUAACGUUUACAUAAAUAUGAUAUAUAAAGUUUAAGUUUCUGGGUAGCCUAAGCUUCUGAGGAUAGCCUAAUUUUGACCUUAAUAACAAAUGUGAACAGAACCUGCUUAAUGAGUCUGUAAAGUAAUGUCGUUUCAGUGUAAAAACAAAACUCCCAGAAGAUCAUACUUCGCGGUAGAAGUGCAGCUCGUGCCCUGCUCGCGGUCAAAUUCAAUGGCGUUCGCCGCGUGGAUCAAACAGCCCCGCGAAGCCUCUUCCAGUUCGCUGCCUCCCAUGGUCGACUUUUCCGCGCAUGCGCGCACGCCUCCACAUCCCGAGAGCCUUCAGUACGAGGUUUGUGUGGGGAGCCCAAAAAAUACCGCCUUCAACAACAACGCAACCGAAAUAUGGCUUUUCAUCGAAAUGGGACAUAAAAUACGUCUUUCAGGGGAGAUAGGGAUUCGUGAGACAAACGCCCGACCGCCUUUUUGUUGGUCUUUGUGCGCUUCCGAUGGUAGAUGGUAUCCAGCGAGCUGUAUCUGGCAGAGGAAGACGACGACUCGGCGAGUAAUAUGAAGGAGAUGAUCGGAGGCUGCUGCGUUUGCUCGGAUGAGAGAGGCUGGGCCGAAAACCCCCUAGUCUACUGCGACGGUCACGGCUGUAACGUCGCCGUCCACCAAGCCUGCUAUGGAAUUGUCCAAGUCCCCACAGGACCCUGGUUCUGCAGGAAAUGUGAAUCACAGGAACGUGCUGCCAGGGUGAGGUGCGAGCUAUGUCCUCACAAAGACGGAGCCCUGAAACGAACAGAUAAUGGAGGUUGGGCCCAUGUGGUUUGUGCUCUUUACAUCCCAGAAGUGGAGUUUGCCAACGUAUCCACCAUGGAACCCAUUGUGCUUCAGUCUGUCCCUCAUGAACGUUAUAAUAAGACAUGCCACCUCUGUGAGGAACAGGGACGUGAGAGCAAAGCUGCUACUGGAGCUUGUAUGACAUGCAACAAACAUGGCUGCCGACAGGCUUUUCAUGUCACAUGCGCUCAGUUUGCUGGGUUGUUGUGUGAAGAACAGGGUUCAGAUGCUGAUAAUGUGAAAUACUGUGGAUACUGCAAGUACCAUUACAGCAAACUGAGAAGGAGCAAAGGCCGUGGUAGUAGGGCUCAAUGCUUAAGUGAUUCUUCCACUCACUCUUUGGAUAAGCACCAUGACAAGGAAAAGAAGAAACAUAAAGAAAGAGAUCGCCACAAACCAAAGCACAAAAAAGCUUUGGAACUGUCACCUUCCUUGGUGCCAGCACUGAUGGUGACCUCUGAGAAGAGCUACAACAGCAGCAGUGGUGGAAGUGUCUCCUCAAUCUCCUCUGCUCAGAAGCGAUUGGACGACAGCGGAGGUCGUUUCACCAAUGCCAACUUCCAGGAAGUUCCGUCUCACUCCAGUUCCAGCUCCAAGGAUGGCAGCCUCUCUGAUGGCAAGAGCUCGGAUGGCAAAAGCAAGAAGUCCAGCAGUCACAGCACCAGCUCGAGCUCUGGCUCCAGGGGCCGCAAGUCCACGCCGGGCAAACCCCACGGCCCUGUGGUCACCACAGCGACGUCAUCCACAGCUCCCUCCUCAACCAGUCCAUUUCAGCAAGGUCUUUUAUUAGGCAGCAGCAGCAGUAAAUCAGCCACUAGUGGGUCUGUGGUCCAGCCCACAUCUGAUUUCCUCAGCUUCUCUGAUCCCAGCCUAAGGGCUGGCGACUCGUACACGCCUCCAUCCUUUAGCCGUUGCCACAUGAAGGGUGGUGUAGAAAGCACAGCCUCUGAAGGCAUGGUGGCUCUGAACACCUUCGGCAUGAUGUCCCUCCCCCAAAGCUCAAGCAAGCAUUACGAAAACUGUCACCCGGCCGGAGAGCUGGGAGGCCUGGCCUCAGCAGGCUACAAACGACCCCAGCCCUCUUCGUCCUCUUCAUCUGCAACAUCCUCUUCAUCUACUGGUGAAGACGGCGUGAAGAAGAAGAAGAGAGGGAACUGGAGGAACCGGUAUGGACCGUGCUUCACUACCCAGGACAGUAAAACCACUGAUACGGGAGAGCACGGCUCCACAAUGCCCUCGUCCACUUCUCCCUCACCGUCCUCCAUGAGCACUAUGUCCUGCCGUGGGAGUGCAGUCAGCAGUACUGCAGGUGUGGGAGCAGUGGGUGCUGGGAGCAGCAGUCUGGGGAUUCAGAAGUCCCCAUCCCUCCUCAGGAAUGGAAGCUUACAGGGUAUGACUGUCAGCUCCUCACCUGCUGGACCAGGUUCGUACUCCAGCAGUAGCGAUGUAGCCUGCCCAUUACCCAGUGCUGUGUUUGGAGGGUCUCUGUCCGGAUCCAACUCCGAGUUACCUGCUCAUCAGUCAGUGGUCACUUCCAUGUCAACUCUCACAUCUUUGCCCCCGACUGCCCCGUUCACCAGCACCUCUUCCACACAUUCAAACUCUCUACCGGGAUCCUUUAACCUGGCGCCAUCCCAUAUGUUCGGAAACAGGCUAAAUCCGAAUUCCGCCAUGGCUGCGCUGAUCGCUCAGUCCGAGGGCUCCCCGGCAGAUCAGGAGCUUGGAGACGGAGCUCUCGGCUUCUCCAGAAGAGGAAACUCACCAAAGACAAACCUCUCCCCUCGGUCUCCGUUAAGUGGGCUUCAUAUCCGGUAUGACUCGUCAGGACCGUUGGUUCCGGGGCUGGGAUCUGGAUCUGAUACGUUGCCCCCAGUGGCCACCAGCAUUGACCAGCUGUUGGACCGGCAAUGGAACGAUGGACAGCAGUUCCUCUUCCAACAGGGCUCACAAGGAGAUGUUCUGGGAAUGCUAAAGUCCCUGCACCAGCUGCAGGUGGAAAACCGGCGCUUGGAGGAACAAAUCCGAACUCUCACCAUGAAGAAGGAACGACUGCAGCUCUUGAGCGCUCAGCUCUCUGUGCCUUUCACCCCUGCGAGCACCACGGCCACCACUGCCUCCUCUCCUCUGUACCCCAGCAACACUCACGCAGACAUGCUGCACAGCAAGAGCAUUCAGCUAGGCAGCAGUGUUUUAACAGAGUCCUCUCAACCCUUGCCCACUCAGCAUCCCCUGUCUGGUGGCCAUAGUAGCGGAAGUAGCACGUCCUCUCUCUCCACCCCUCCGUCUGCGGCCCACAGUCCCCCCCAGCAGCAGGUGAACGGAGUUGGCAUGGCCGGGUUGGCCGUCCAGCCUGGCAAUGCCAACUCGACUCUCCCUGCCAUAGCCGGGGUGACGGGUCUGAUGGGCGCUCUGCAGGGGAACCACCUGGCCAUGAGUGGCAUCGUGGGCACCCUGAACGGAGUCAUCCAGACCUCCCCCAGCCUGCCCCAGAAUAGCAGCCCCCUGCCCCAUCCCUCAGCAGCUACCAGCGCAUCCCUGCCCAUGUCCAACAGUCUCAGUAACAGCAUGCCCGCUGUUAAAACCAGUGCGGCAAGGCUUUUCAGCGAUCAGCACAGACAGAUCUUCCUCCAUCAGCACCAACUUCAGCAGCUUUUCAGCUCCCAGCAGGUCACACCGGAACAGCAGCAGGCUCUGCUCUAUCAGUUAAUGCAGCAGCAGCAGCAGCAGCAGCAGAAUGACAUACAGCUGCAGCAGCUGCCAAUCAACAGCCUCCUGCCCGCCACCACUACAAACCCCUUCCUCACCUUACACAACGACAGCAACACUCCUAAAACUGGAAGACUGGGGGAGAAGGCGGUGUCUGUGACAGGACAAGAAAAGACCUGACGUACAAAACAACAUUUUGGAGGAGUUCUGCCUUAUGGAUCCCUCUCAUCUCCCCACCCCAAGAGACUUGCAAUCUGAGCAGCAAGACCAGAACAUUCAUGCACCAGCCUUUAUAUGUACACACACUUGCCAGUUUGAUGCCCAUCUGGCAAACAACAUGCUGCACUGAGUUUGAGUAAAUCACUUGCUGUAACCGUACUGGAUCCCAUGGGGGCCAAAAGACAGGCUCACACACAUAUGUGCACACACACACAGUCUCUCUCACCCUGCCAGUGUGCUGGAAAUGACAUGCUGGUGCGAGUCGCUGUGAGCGGACAGUGUAGAGCGAGGUCACGGAUGGGGACUGUAAGAUGGAGAUGCCUCUGGAACAGUAUCUGCCCACCGUUGUUACCUCUCUGUACCCCUUUAAUAAGAAACACGUAAUGAUAGUCUCAAUAAAAACCUGUCGUAUUUGUCCGUCUGCGUCAAAUAUUUCAAAGCUGAAGUGAUCAGACAUUUGUGCACCACGAAGGCCUUCUCUGCAUCCUGAUCUUGAGCUUCCCCUGUGAGGAGGCGUCCCAAAAGUCCACAAACUGUCUCACUGACCCUGCUGCACUCUUUGAAGAGCAACUACCUCUCAAGCCAGGACACACAGACCAGGCCCUGAACCCAAGUGCCUGGCUCCGAUCUCCAUGCUGCUUUUAGCUGGAGACGCUGCCAGUCUCUCUCCUUUUUAUUUUUCCCUCCAGUUGAUCCAAUGUUUUUUUGUGAAAUGAUUUGAUACCAAUCGGCGUCGCUCAGGCAAUACCAGUUCAGAGAGUCCCAGAGAUCUCUGCCUGUACAGUGACUGACUACACUGAAAAAAAAAAAAAUGAUUUCGAUUGUUUGCGCUGCAUUGAUCAUUUUUGAAGCCAACUUUCUAUUAUUCCUUUUUUAUUUAUUUGCAUUCAUUACAUGUUGGGCGCAAGGUAAUAUAUUCUAACGCUCGACUGGCAAAAAUGUUUUUUAUACUACUGUACAAAAUUCUCAGCUCUUUUGAGUCUUGUAAACAUUUUGAUGAACAUGUCUGCCUGGUGUCUGAAGUUCUAAAACAAGAAAAAAGCCUACUUGAUGAAUCUGUGGUCUUGUAAAUACGCCUGUUUUCCACCCCUUUCGCUUUUGUUGCUUUGUAAAUCUACAGAUGCAUAUUGGAUUAAGAAUAAGCUGUCAGAAUAAAUAAGAUUUAGUUUAGCACACUUUUACCUCUUUUCUGUUGUAAAUACAUAUUAGUGGUGUGAAGGACCGUUUCCAAGCACUGUCGGUGUGCUCCGAUCUUUUCCAACAGGCUUUCCACAAGACUGGUGACUGGAUAAAGUGUAUUAAUUUAUUUUUGUAUGUGCAGGGACUUUUUUUUUUGUUUUUUUUUGCACCGUUUUAUUGAUGUGGUUUUAUACGUUAUAGAUGUGGUAUGUCCACGUUCUCAUGUAUCUGUACAGAAAUUAUGCAAGAUCUCUAAAGUUUGUAUUUAAAACAUCAAAAGUGAAACCACGCGAGUCCUGCUUCAUAUUAAGAAAUCCGGAACACUGAGAUUGUAGUGUUGUGCUUUUUUCAGUGAUAAAUUAAAAUCUGUUUAUUGCAA